Messenger RNA from Panonychus citri (citrus red mite), 1044 nucleotides. RefSeq lists its product as uncharacterized. Bases 340 to 846 code for a protein of 168 amino acids. The transcript is spliced from 2 exons. The record is from RefSeq and is a predicted model, not a curated record. Lineage: Eukaryota; Metazoa; Arthropoda; Arachnida; Trombidiformes; Tetranychidae.
AAACUUUUUAAAACAAUCAACGAUAAACGAUCACCACCAAUUACAUUAACAAUUAACAAUCAAUUUAAAGUGAGACUCGUAGUUACAUAAAUAAAAAAAAACACUGACAACAAAUUGAAUAGCAAUUUUAUUACAUAUUACAAUUAACUAAUUUCAGAAACAUUGAUGACAAUAAUCAAUAAAUUGAUUGGAAAACAAAAUUCACACUUUAAACUUGAAAACAAUCAAGGUUAAUAAUCAAUAAAUUGUCAGGCAACAACAACAUUAGCCAGUUGAUAGUUUCAACUUGAGAUGUGAAAUCAAAGUGAAUAUAAAUUGUUAACAAUUAGCUAAAUUGUGAUGUUAACAGAUCGUUUCUAUCCAUCCUCAUACCCUAACAAUUAUCCACCCAAAUAUAAACCACCAAAAUCAUUGAUUAACAACAAUCAAAUCGUUUCAUCAACAAUUAACCGCUAUGGUAACUUAUUGGUUUCCAAUCAACACCAGCAACAAUUAACAAUUGAUACUAAUUUAAAAGAGGAAUCAUCUUAUCGGUUAAUUGAUUAUCUCACUUGGACAAUUUACUUUUCAUCAGCCAUUUCAGUAAUCUCAUUGAUUGCAAUCACACCUAAUUACGUUAUUGAAGCUGUAGCAAUUAAGGAAGGACGAAUUAUAAUUGCCGAUGAAUUUGUGGCUGAAGAAAAUCAAAAACAAGAAGAAAUCGAUUAUGAAUCAAUCAGAUUGACCGGAGCAAUUAGAUCAGCAAUCGUAACGCUAUUGCUUGACCUUUGUCCCUUGUGUCCUUUUACUGCUUCCCCUUGUGGCCAUUACACUGGACAUUUACUGGACAUACUUGGCUUGGUUUAAAACGAUUGCCCUAGUAAUUAAUUUAGUUAAUUGUUCACUUGGUUACAUCUUUUCGUGUACAAUUAAACAACGAGAGUAUAAAAGUUUAACCUCAAUGUAAGUUUUGAUCGUGUUUAAUUGUUGUUGUAAUUUAAUCAAUUAUAUUAGAUGUCAAAUUUUAUGUCAACAAUCAAUAAAUUGUUAGAGAUUUAAUUUCAA